This is a messenger RNA of Marmota flaviventris (yellow-bellied marmot), 2815 nucleotides long. NCBI's taxonomy places the organism in Eukaryota, Metazoa, Chordata, Mammalia, Rodentia, Sciuridae. The record is from RefSeq and is a predicted model, not a curated record.
AUAAUUGAGUCCGAAAGCCUGGGGUGGGGUGUCAUAACCGCUGCAGAGGCGGCCUUGGGGUCCCCUGCUCCCCUUCCCACGGCUGGGGCUGUAGCCACGCCUCCUCUCCUGGGUCAGGUGAGGGGCCCUAAGCAAGCCCAGGCCUGGGAGGCUGGGUGACCAGAAGGAAGACAGAGCGGGGUCCCAGGACGUCCAGAGCUGGGGUGCUGCAGUUUGCCGCAUCCUAGAACUGUCCCGGCUGGCAAUAGGGUGUCUUCCUGAAGGGGAAUGGGCACAUGAAGAGGGGCGAGAAUGUGGUUUUGCAAAGGGUGACCUGCAAGGCCUGUGGCCACAGGGGGACGGCCAGGAUGCUGCGACAGUGGUCGGGACAGUCGGGGCAGGCCCCGGGGGAGGCAGAACCCCCGCCUGCAGGCGAGGAGCUGUGGGAGCAGGAGAUGGAGCGGCUCUACGCCUCCCGGUCGCCGGUGCGGACGCUGCCCUAUGCCAUCGUGGACAAGCGCUUCAUCCGGCACCUGCGGGAGCCGAAUGGAGUGAAGAGCUCGUGCUGGCAGCGGUGGCAGCGCAGGUGGCAGAUCGCACGACGACGCCUGGGGGAGGCGGCGCACCGGCUGGCCCAGGGCUUCGGGCUCUGGGAGGGGGCUCUCUACGAGAUCGGAGGCCUCUUUGGCACCGGGAUCCAGUCCUACUUCACCUUCCUCCGUUUCCUACUGCUGCUCAACGUGCUGACUGUGGGGCUGACUGCCAGCAUGGUGCUACUGCCCCUGGCCUGGCUCCGCCCCCCGGACCCAGGCUCCGCCCAGAACUUGACCCUGCAGUGCCCUGGCAGCCACCAGCCCCAGAUUGGCAUUCCGAAAUUCCACAAUCAACUUUGGAAUGUUUUAACUGGCAGGGCCUUCACCAACACCUAUCUCUUCUAUGGCGGGUACCGGGCGGCGCCCGAGAGCAGCUCUGCAUACAGCAUCCGCCUGGCCUACCUCCUCAGCCCACUGGCCUGCCUGCUCCUCUGCUUCUGUGGGACCCUACGGCGGAUGGUGAAGGGGCUGCCACAGAGGCUUCUCCUGGGCCAGGACUACAGAGCGCCUCUCAGUGCCAAGGUCUUCUCCUCCUGGGACUUCUGCAUCCGGGUCCAGGAAGCGGCCAUCAUCAAGAAGCAUGAAAUCAGCAAUGAAUUCAAGGCAGAGCUGGAAGAGGGCCGGCGCCUCCAACUGGCGCAGCAGCGGUCCCCCACCCAGAGGGCCUGCCACCUGCUCACCUUCCUGUGGGUCAACGUCCUCAUCGGGCUCCUGGUGGUUGGGGCCAUCAGUGCCAUCUUCUGGGCCACCAAGUACUCGCAGGACAAGAAGGAGGAGGACCUGUUCGUGGUACUACAAUAUCUCCCCCCAGGGGUCAUCGCCCUGGUCAACUUCCUGGGUCCUCUGUUGUUUGUGUUCCUGGUCCAACUGGAGAACUACCCCCCCAGCACCGAGGUCAACCUCACCCUCAUCUGGUGCGUGGUGCUGAAACUGGCCAGCCUGGGCAUGUUCUCCUUCUCCCUGGGCCAGAGCACCCUGUGCAUCGGCGGAAACAGAACCAGCUGCGAGGCCUACGGCUACAACGCCUGUGACUACCAGUGCUGGGAGAACGCAGUGGGCGAGGAGCUGUACAAGCUGAUCAUCUUCAACUUCCUCCUCACCGUGGCCUUCGCCUUCCUGGUCAGCCUGCCUCGGAGGCUGCUGGUAGAGCGAUUCUCAGGCUGGUUCUGGACUUGGCUGGACCGAGAGGAGUUUCUGGUGCCCAAGAAUGUGCUGGACAUCCUGGCAGGGCAGACGGUCACCUGGGUGGGCCUCUUCUUCUGCCCCCUGCUCCCCCUGCUCAACAGCAUCUUCCUGUUCCUCACCUUCUACAUCAAGAAGUACACCCUCCUGAGGAACUCCAGGCCUUCCCCGCGGCUCUUCCGUGCCUCCAGCUCCACCUUCUUCUUCCAGCUAGUGCUGCUGCUGGGCCUGCUCCUGGCCGCAGUGCCCCUGGGCUACGUGGUCAGCAGCACCCACUCCUCCCGGGACUGUGGACUCUUCACCAACUACUCAGCCCCCUGGCAGGUGGUCCCUGAGGUGGUGGCCCUGUGGCUCCCGCUGCCUGGCCAGCGUGCCCUCAACUACCUCAGUUCCCAUGCCUUCAGCUUCCCCCUCCUCAUCCUGCUCAGCCUGGUCCUGACCGUGUGCGUGUCCCAGUCCCGCGCCAACGCGAAAACCAUCCAUGAGCUCCGGAAGCAGCUAGUGUGGCAAGGCCGGGAGAAGUGGCACCUGGUGGAGGACCUGUCACGGCUGCUGCCAGAGCCGGCCCCGAGCGAUUCUCCAGGACCCGAGUCCCCUCUCUCCCGAGCUUCGCGCCCACGGUCCUUCUACCCCGGUUUCCCUUGCCCAGGAUCCCCGGGCCCCAGGGCCCCCCGACCGGGCCCUUCCCGGGUUGUUCCCACUGGGCUGAGCCCCGGGUGUCCCGGCCCCUCCUCCAGAUUCCGCUACCCCAGCGGCGGGGCUCUGUAGCGCGGACCCCACGUGCCCUGCCUGGACCCACUUCCUCCCCAGGCCCUCUUAGCCCAUGCUCCAGAGCCCUGGUGACCACUGCCCCUCCCUGCUCCCGGGCCUCCCCCAGGACUCCCCAGAGAGGGCCAGCAGGAAGACAUAGGGAAAUUUCUAUCAUCUAUAUUUUUAUCUUAUCCCUUCGAGUUUCCUUUUUUGUUGCUGUUGACGUUUUAUAAUACACACAUAUAUUAGUAUGUGACGGCUGAAGGUAACUUUCAAAAUACAUCAACUGGGAGUGCUCAGAAGUUGCUUAC